This is a messenger RNA of Macadamia integrifolia, 7470 nucleotides long. Its product is annotated as pentatricopeptide repeat-containing protein At5g62370-like. The coding region runs from base 546 to 3776 and encodes 1076 amino acids. The record is from RefSeq and is a predicted model, not a curated record. Gene Ontology annotation, molecular function: protein binding. Lineage: Eukaryota; Viridiplantae; Streptophyta; Magnoliopsida; Proteales; Proteaceae. The transcript has 9 exons.
AAAGAAAAGAAAAGAAAAAAAAGCCAAUCACUCGAGAGUCUCCCAAGAGGGGUUGGUAGUUGGAGCGAACCAACCGUAGAACCCAUCCUACUUUCUUCUCCUUGCCCAGUGGGAGUCUCCUGAUACAGCUUUCAUGCCUGCAACUCCCUGGCGGUAAAUCUCUCUCUCUCUCAAAUAUAAACACGAAAGAAGAAAGAAUUUGGACUUGUGGCGGACAUGAAUUUGGUCAAGCAAAAGCCGUCUUUGAACUUUGAAGUGCCUAUUUUGCAAGUUGAUUACUAAACUUUUGUUAGUCUCAAUCUUUUAGAAACCCAGUGAUUCAACCAUUUUUGACCAGAUCAACUCACCAGGUUUUGGAAUGCAAUCGAGAGAAAAGAAAAAAAAAGGGUUUUGCCUUCAAGUCACCCAUCCAUAUUCUCAGGCUUCUCAUGUUGUUCUUUUUAAGUUUUAUGAAUUCUUUGAUUUUCUCAAUUGGGAUUUUUGGCAGUAAUGUUCGAUUAGUCUCUUAAGCUUCUGCACAUUAUUUGGGGUACUACUGAUCAAAGAUGACACCAAAGAGGCCUCGUCUACGUACUUUAUUCUCCUGCAACGACAACAACCGGGCCAGAAUAUCCAGAAGAACAUUAACUACAUAUCCUCUCCAUGCUGAAACUCUGAGCUUAAAUUCAUCAUCACCAGCCGAAGAACACAUGGCUCAUUGUUUAGCUUUAGCAGAGCGGCUUAAUAGGCGAGGCCUGGUUUCUGCUGCACAGGGAGUCCUUGAGCGCAUCGUCAAGCAUUCGAUGUCGAAGCAACCUGUAAUCGACACUAUCGAAUUUGCGCUUUUGCGUGGAUUGCAGUUUAAUACACAAAGCUAUAGCUUGAUUUUGCAGAAGUUCCUGUGCUUUGGUCAGCCUCAAUUAGCUGCAGAGUUUUUCAUUGAGAACAUCACAACCAGAGGUAUUGUUCCCACACCAUCAAUGCUAAACUCGAUGAUUAUAUGUUACUGCAGGAUAGGAGAAUUAGCGGAUGCAAUUAUACAUUUUGACCAACUCAUUCGGAUGGGUAAUUUCCCUGACAAGAUAGCUUGCAGUUUGUUGCUUCGUGAGUUCUGCAUACAGGGCAGAUUAUUGGAGGCAUUUGAUCUUUAUGUCCGAAUGUUUCGGUCUGGGGAACAUCCUCCCUGGUGGUGUUAUAAUCUUCUCGUUGAUGGGUUGUGCUUUGAGGGAAAGUUAGAUGAAGCCCUCCAAGUGUUCUACUUAAUGCUUCAGUCAGGAACUCGUCCCAUAGUUCGUUUGUACAAAUCAUUGCUGUAUGCUUUCUGUAAGAGUGGUCAAUUUGAGGAGGGGGAAUUCCUAUGCAGAGAAAUGACGCUGCAAGGCCUCCGUCCAGAUUGUAAGAUGUACACUUCUCUUAUUAAAGGUUAUUGCGAAAAAGGGGAUAUUGAGAUGGCUAAGGGUCUUUUUCGAAGAAUGCAGGACACAGGUUGUGAACUUGAUAUUUAUGCUUACAAUACAUUAAUUUCUGGACUUGUUAGGUUAGUUGAUGUUGAUUCUGCAAGGGUGCUCUAUGAACAGAUGAAGGGAAGUGGAUUGGAACCUAAUUUGGUAACAUGCAACAUCUUGAUUAGUGGAUACUGCAAGGAGCGGAAGCUAGAUUGUGCGAUGACCCUUUUUAACAACAUGCAAGUAGCCCCCAAUGUGCAUUGCUAUACAUGCUUAAUAUCUGCCUUGUAUAAGGAGAAACGGUUUGCAGAUGCAGAUGAAUUGUUUAAUAGGAUGCUGGAUGGUGGCAUCGCUCCUGAUCAUGCGUUGUUCUUGUUUUUAAUCAAGGGGGGCCCAAAUGGCCGUGAACUUGAUCUGGCUUUCACGAUUUUGAAAGCAAUGGUGAACAAUGAUUGUAAUAUUGAUAUUGAUCUGUUUUCAAGCUCUUCUUCUUCUGGUCCAAGCAAGGGUUUGGAGGAUAAUAUUGAGCUUAUAUUUAGUUGGAUAUUGACGAGCAGCAUGUUUCCUUCCAAUGUGGGCUUUGGCAUUCUCAUAAGUGCCUUGUGUGCAGUGGGGAAAACUGAUCUUGCAUUGUUGUUCAUGGAUAAGAUGGUCAGUUGUGGAUGCAAGCCUUUGCUUUCUACUUACAAUUCCUUGAUCAAAUAUCUUUUGCAGGAGGGCGCGGUUGAGGAUGUGCAGUCCCUCAAAAGCCUCAUGCAGGAUCAGGGCGUAUCUCCUAACCUAGAUACUUAUUUGAUUAUGGUGAAUGAACACUGCAAGCUUGGAGAUUUGUCGUCCGCUUUUGAGAUUGUGGAGCAAAUGGAUGAGAAGGGACUGACUCCUAGCGUUGCUAUUUAUGACUCUAUUAUUAGUUUUUUAUGCAAAGAGAAAAGAUUGGUGGAGGCUGAGAUUGUUUUCAUGGGAAUGCUUGAUGCUGGUGUGGUUCCAGAUGAACCUGUCUUUAGGACCCUGAUUAAUGGCUACUCUAAGAGUGGAAGAGCAAUUGAUGCUUGUCGUUGGUUUGACAGAAUGAUAAUAGAGUUUGGUAUUCAACCUAGUUCUCAUUCGUACACUGCACUAAUAAAUGGCCUUAUCAAGAAAAACAUGACUGUGAAGGCAUGUCUAUAUCUUGGUAAAAUGUUAAAAGAUGGUUUUGUGCCAAAUACAGUGCUUUACACCUCUCUAAUCAAGCACUUUUGCAGAAAAGGAGAGGUUGGCUUUGCUCUUAGCUUGUUCAAUCUCAUGGAUAGAAACAAUAUUGAACCUGAUAUGAUCACGUAUCUUUCAUUGAUCAGUGGUAUUUGCAGAAACAUCUCAUUUAGGGGUAGAAGAUGUGCUCUAAAUAGAAGGUUCCAAAUAUCGAUGGGCAGUUUGUACGGUUUACUUGAUCAAAAAUCCCUAUUGCCAAGAGAUUUUUGCAAUUCCUUUGAAGAAAUAAAUUAUGCAGCAUUAGCAUUGAAACUAAUACAAAGGAUGAAAGUAAUUGGGCUAGUUCCCAAUUUGUACCACUAUAAUGGAGUCAUAACAGGUCUUUGUCGGGCAGGUAGCAUGCAAUAUGCAUAUGAUCAGCUUGAGUUGAUGCAGAAAGAUGGUGUGAGACCCAAUCAGGUGACUUACACCAUAUUAAUUGAUGGACAUAUCAGAUCUUGUCAGAUGAAUCAUGCUAUAAAACUAUUCAAUGCGAUGAAUGCCGAUGGUGUUGUUCCAGAUAACAUCACAUAUAACACGAUGAUUAAAGGUCUUUGUAGGGCAGGAAGAGUACUUGAUGCUUUAGCAUUGUCUUUUUCAAUGCAUAAGAGGGGCUUUCUACCAAGCCAUAUUUCCUACGUGAAACUAGUAUACCAUCUUUGUCUCAGUAGUUUGAGCAAUCUGGCCUUCAAAGUGUUUGAGGAAAUGUUUAUCCAUGGUUAUGUACCUUCCCAUUUUUAUUGUAACUGGUUUCUUUGUGUUCUAAAUGAAGAGAACAAACUGCAUGAGGCUUAUAAGGUGUUUGAUAUGAUGCUUAAGAGAGGGAGAAAUCCAGAUGAAAGAGUAUGGAGAGAGUUUGUUGAAACAUGUUAUGGGCAAGGGGAAUCUGACUUGACUACCAUGAUUGAGGAAAAUUGCUCAUGGAGACAAGUGCUACCUUAUCAUAGAUGGCGCAAGACUUCCUCAAGGAUUGGUGUCAUGCGCGUCUAUUGGGGUAGCAUGCAAUAUGCAUAUGAUCAGCUUGAGUUGAUGCAGAAAGAUGGUGUGAGACGCAAUCAGAUAACAUCUCUUAUACCACGAUGUUUAAAGGUCUACGUUGGGCAGGAAGAGUACUUGAGGCUUUAGCAUUGUCUUUGUACCAUGCCAUUUUUCCUAUGUGAAACUGAGCAAACUGCAUGAGGCUAAUGAGGUGUUUGUUGUGACGCGUAAGAGAGGGAGAAAUCCAGAUGAAAGAGUAUGGAGAGUGUUUGUUGAAACAUGUUAUAGUCAUGGGAAUCUGACUUGACUACUUUAUCAUAUAUGGUGCAAGACUUCCUCAAGGAUUGGUGUAAUGCACUUGUAUUGGGUAAAUUAUCAAUUCCUUAUUUAUGACCACUUUAUUUAUUACUCUCCUGUGUUUUCUAGCUGAUUUUAUUGUAUUUAUAUAUAAUUAGAGUCAGAGUUGACGUGACUAGAAUAUUUCCAUGGUUGAUAAGUGCAUAAUGAAUUGUGUUUAUGCAAUUUACUUAGAUUCUUUUCAUGUGCCUUAGUAUUCUUUGUGAUUUGUGAUUAAUAGACGGAAAGGUAUGAAGCUUCUGUAUCAACCAAAAUAAUGUGGAUUUAGGAGAUGUCUCGAAGAGAUCCAAGAGAUGUUGUAUACACUUUAUAUAUAUGAAUGGAUCCAUGCAAUGGAAGUGUUUUAACCAUGAUAAACCAUAAACAGGCGAUAAAUAGAUGAUAUUAUUAACAAAACAUAUUUGUAUGUGUCAAGAGGAUUCAAACCCCUUUUGCCAAAUCACCAAGGGCAUGAUGACAUUCUUACUUAGUACACGAAUGAUAUAAUACUUUAUUGAUAAAUUUCUUAGUUCUGAUCAUUUGAAUAUAAAUCCAAGCCAAAAGAUCCAUAUUUAUGCAUUUUUUUCUAAUUUCCAAACAACGCAUAAAAAUUAGAAGGGGGGUUUGGCGUAAUUUACAUAAAAGAGUGGGGGUUUAAAACUGAAAUAUUUGAGUUUCUCCUCUCCCACUUAAUAUUAAUUUCAUAUAGGGUCUUUUGUGUAAAAUAAGUUUAGUGGAAAUUUCUAAGGAUGAGAACAAUUCUGAACCAUUAGGAGAGGAUAGAAUAAAUUCUAGGAGGAAUAGGUACUGAAUGUUGAAGGGAGGGACUCUUCUGAAAUUUUUGUUUCAGAAUCAGGGUUGUUUGGUAAAGGAACUGUAAGAAGAGGGAUGCUUAGACAAAUUAGAAGAAAUUCUUUCCUUGUUUGUAGGAAACAGAAUUUGUCUUCUUCAACCUCUUGAUAGUUAGACUCAAACGAGGAUAAAACAAGAGGAAGAAGAGAAGUUCAAUAACAGUGAAAUAGACCCGUGAAUCUGACUAUAUUUUGCAUUCCAAUACACUAAUUCUUGGUUGUUUUCUCCUCUAUUCCCAUCCAUCAUCAUGAAACCCACAAAUCAGAAAAAUCCAAGCAAAAAAAAGUUGAGUAUAUACCUUCUCUUGCGGGUUUAGGAUUUUGAUACUGUUGUAAUCAUGGAAGUAAUAUGGGUAUAAGGGUAAAUCAAUCCAUAGGGAUAUAAUUGUACUCAAGGAUUAAAGUAUCGGUCUUGGUCGCUGUAUCGGUCACCCAAAAUUAAGAUACGUAUCAGAACGUAUCGUAUCGGAGAUACGCACAUAAAUGAUAUGUUCCAUUCAACUAUUGGUAUCGGCUAGGUAUUGGAAUUGGGAACAUGCAAAAUCAAUAUAGAUCACUUGUAUUUGAUACCGACACUUAGAACCAUGGUUUGAGAGUGUAAUUUACGUCGGUAGCAAGCACCUAAUGAAUAACCAAACUGGUGGUUGCUGAAGACAAGAUGAAGGGCUUGGGAAGAUUGUCUUGGUGUUGGUGAACUUCUUUGCUAAUAUAUAUACUCAACUUAGCGAAGCCUUUUCCCAACCAAAUGGGUUCAGCUACAUCAAUUCUGUAUCACCAUUCAACUCUGGUUGGAGCCUUGAUGAACCUCCAUGUCUCUCCCAAAAUCAAUACUAAAACGUGGAGAGCAUGAACCAGGGAAGACUUUUUAGAGAUAAUGCUCUGAAGAAGUAAAAUUUGUGAUUCUUGAAAUGGAAAGAAAUUCUGAUCUUUUUCCUUGUAGUUUCGUGAUGGCAAUCUUUCUAUAUUAUUGGGAUAUUAUGAAAAAUGACAUAUUGUCCUUACGACGCUCUUUCAAGUUGGCCUUUGAAUGGAUCUCUUGGUGGAACAUGGUUGGUCCCCUGAUGCUAUAGGGAUUUUGGGUGCUGUAAAUUGUUCAUGCUUGCUACUAGUGUAUAUUCAGCGUAUCUUGUUUUCUACUAAUUUUGAUGGUAGAUGGCUCAUUUCCAAGCCCUCCGGGUAUGCCACUCUUGUUUAAAGUGAAUCCAUUCAUUGUUUGGGUUGGUUGAUCUGUUAUCAUGUUAGCUAGACUUUCAAGUGCAUAUGUGGUGUGUGAUGGGAGCAGAACAGUCUUGAAAUGGGGCUUAUGAACAUGGAGGCCUCGAGGCCGAGACAUUUACUUCUUCAAAGAAUGGUUCCGAACACUGCUAUUUGGUUUGCGACUCACGUCUAAGGCCCACGGUCAAUGGUUUAAGAGGACAUCCAUGGCCGGAAUGGAGCCUCUUCUUCGAUGCAUUAAGAAUUAAUGGCUAUUUUGCUGCUGGGAACACUAUGAGCGACUGUAUACCCAGCGGCUGGGUAACGUAUCAAAUAUUAUGGCCCGCUGAAGUUUGCCUACUUGAGUUUUGCUCGGGAGAGGUUUUACCUCCUUAUGUAAUCUCUAUUUCCUGAAAUGAAGUUUAUGGAUGGGGUAGAAAAGUCAAAAGAGUCUGAGUCACAUGAUACCCUAGCGGGUUUUCGGGCAAGUAUAUUACUAAUUAUCUACCCAAUGUUUUCUGUUGCAGGUAUUACCUGAAAAAGACAUCAAAACUCUUGUUCAGAGUUCCUGCCUUGUUACAUACGGGCUAGUCAAUGAUUCGGCGAAGAAAUUAAGAGUGUUCGUCAAACUUGAUGAAGAGAUGGCUUGCAAUUCCUAUUUUGCUAUGCGAUACUGCAAUAGAGCCUAUGCUAUUUUGAAGAAGUGAGACGACCUUGCAUCUACGGUUGACGUUCGUAAUAUUCCAUUAUGGGAUACAUCCACUGAAGUUCAGGAAGAUCCCAAUGAUUAUGGCACGAGUUGAAGAUCCAGCCCAGAGGCUGUUGUCUAAGUUGACUGAACUUAUAGACUCACCCCGAGAUCCUUCAAUCCUGAACAGGGAUUGGGUAUGUCCCAAGUGUGGAAAUUACAGUUAUGCCAAAAAUAUCCACUGUAAGUUGUGCCAUGAGGCACGGCCUACAUUACUGCUGAUCGGUGGAGAGUGGGAGUGCCCAAUCUGCAGGUACUUCAGCUUUUCACGAAAUUUAUGGUGCCGGAAGUGCGAAUCAUUUCGACCAGAUUUAUCACCUAUCUCUGGGAAAUGGAAAUGCCCACUGUGUGGUUCCGUUAAUUUUGGGAGAAAUAAGCCAUGCUUCAAGUGUGGAAAUUAGUUCUAGAUUGGUGAAAAAUGUGGGUGUGAUCCUUAACAAGUCUCUGGCAAACACUUGUAAGAGAAAGAUUACAAUUGGGUCAAUUUUAAGUUUUGACAAACUUCAGUUACGUUUUUGUUGUUGACUCUUGAUUUACUCUGAGAAUUGGCUUUUUCUGUAGUAAUUUUGUUUUAUGUGGAGGGGUAUUAUUCUGUUUUUGUGAUUUACAUGCACCUAAGCCCAAGUUACUUAUGUGAUUGAUUGUUUUUCAUUUCAUUAGCUGUGCCAUUCCUGGAAAUUGACCAAAUGAUGAGUUCCCAUUUCUGGUUUCA